AGCAUAACCACUGGAUUCUCUGUUCCCGAACUUGCCUGCCCCUUAAAUCCUCCGGAGGACAUACUCAACAGAUCUAAUACUAUAAAAUGGCGUUAAUAGGUACUGGCGGUUUUGUCGUAAGCAGCGAUAUGCGAGAGCUCCUCGACAAGCCGGGUAUUCUGUCGAUGUUUGAAGAGCAGAGACUCCGCGUGCUUUACCAGAAAAAUUCAAUUCAGUUCAAUCCUGCGCUCCUCAACCGAUUUGCGAACGAUUGCUACCGGGGAAACCUGGAAGAAGUCAUGAAAGCGGUUGAGUCUGGUACGGCGCCCGAUUUAACAGGACGCGAGACCGGAUACGAGCAUGGAUAUGCUGCGUUCCCUCUCUUCGGCGCACAGCGGUUCUUCUACCAAUCGUCCGGCACGCCGGACCACAUCGGUACGCUGAAAUACCUCCUCAAAUGCGGGGCACCACCAAACAUCCCCGAUGUCAUCGGCUACACCCCGCUGCACCACGCCUGUAUGGCCAGGCCUCGCGCAGACAUGGCGCGGAUCCUGCUCGAACACGGCGCGAACCCCGACGCCCAAGAUCGAUUCGGCAGCGUCCCUAUCAUAGGCGCGUUUCAAAACGAAGCCAUCGACGCCAUCGAGGUGUUGAUGGAGUUCGGUGCGCGGUUGGACAUUCCGGAGGAAGGCGGGCAUACGCCCGACGGCUUCUUCAUCAAGUGCGGCCCGAAGGUCACCGCGGUCGUGCAGAAGUGGAAGCGGAGACGGGCAGGCUCCGCCCAGCCACUGGACGACAAGACAUGCGCGACGUGCGCGAAGUCCGGUGGGCCGCUCAAGUUCUGUGGCAAGUGCCACGCAACUUGGUACUGCUCUAGGGAAUGCCAAAAGGAGGACUGGAAGACGCACAAGCACACGUGCGUGCCAUUCAGCCCGGAGAACACCGUCGUUGUCACUCCGUACUACCAGGACCUCGGCCCUCUGGUCUCCGUUCCCGACCUGGCGCGCGAAAUACUCUGCCAGCCGUUCGAAAAACGCCCAGAGCGCAACUCGCGCUCUGCCCAGGUCCCGCGAAUCCCCCGCGGCCAGACGAAACAGAUGAUCGUCAAGGUGCAGGUCCCCACAGACUCGAGGUCAACCGACCCGCACGCUGGCGACCUCCUGGUGUACGACAAGAAGCGGACCUUCGUGUGUAGGGUCAGGAAGCGCGACUGCUCAGAUGCGUACAUGCAACUUUCGGAGAUCGUCCGAACGAAGGGCGCCAAGGGCCUGAAGGCGUACUUUUCGGCAGAGAUGAGGUCGCCGGACGCGCUCACGGUCAAGGUGUCCGAGGUGUUAGCCGAGCAGGCUUUUUAAGCUUAAGUUUGCUGUUCAAAUCGUCUAGUAAAUUGUACAUGUAUCUUCCCCCUCUUCACUUAAUGUUUCACAUGUUUG
Trametes versicolor FP-101664 SS1 is the source of this 1412-nucleotide messenger RNA. Its product is annotated as ankyrin. Bases 129 to 1334 code for a protein of 401 amino acids. The record is from RefSeq and is a predicted model, not a curated record. Gene Ontology annotation, cellular component: nucleus; cytoplasm. NCBI's taxonomy places the organism in Eukaryota, Fungi, Basidiomycota, Agaricomycetes, Polyporales, Polyporaceae. The transcript has 5 exons. Gene Ontology annotation, molecular function: protein binding.